CCUCACAAGUUUCUUUGAACACUCCACGAGAGCUUCCAUCUCAUUUGUCACACCAUUUCAGUUCAGCACAAAUGAAUUCUGCUGAUUUGUCACAGAAGUUAAGCACCAGUAGUACGACAAAUAUCCCAUCUCUGAUGGAUCUUCCAUCCACAUUCUCAGUAGCAGUCGAACCGAUGGUGAACAUGAGCACAUCGAGCAGUAAACGACGACAAAUUCCUGCAUGGUUGCGUGAAGAACUUGGACGUAUUGAACGUGAAAAAGUGAAAAAACUGCAGAGAAGCUUGAACGAAUCGAGUGACUCAACUGGGAAGUUUGAUAAUGAUUCUCAAAGUGGAAAGGAAGAUGAAGAGCAGUUUGAAGAAGAUGCCGAUGAAAAGCCGUUGAAUGAUAAUGGUGGAGAUGCGGGAAGUAAGCAACGUUUUAAAGGUGGAGGAGAACAAGAUGAUGAUGGUGAUGAUGAUAAUGAAGUCGUUGAUAAAUCAAGAGGAAGAGCAUCAAAACUUCGUGGAAGAAGUCGAUUUGAAGUUGUCGAUGAUGAGUCGGAUGAAGAAAGAUCAUACGAAGAUAUGAAACCGAAUAAUAAUCGUUCAAGAACUGAGCAGUCGUUUAGACGAUCAGUUUCACCACCUCGUCCAUCGGCACCGUCACAUUCUACAUUACUGAAAGCUUCGAGAAUCAUCACAGAAAAAGGUGAUGUGAGUCUCGAGGAGAUUGUUGAUGAUCCGAAGAAGCUCGAAGAGUUUGUACGUCGGUUUCUUCGAACAAAGUCUCUUGUAAUAAAAGAAGAGAAAGUUGUUGUUGUAGGAGUGUCUUCCGAUGAUGAAGUGGAAGAAGAAGAAGAAAAAUCAGAUGAUCAUACCAAAGAUGAACAACAAAAGGGAACAAGAAAUGAUGUCUACCAAGAAGAGAGUAAAAGUAACAUCAGCGGUGAUGAUAAACGCUCGAAUUCGCCAUCUGUUUCUUCUCAAACAAUGUCAGAUCAGAGAACUCCUAAGUCAUUGCCGACUGCGUCAUCUGAACCAAAGUCGACAAAGUUUGAUUCUCCUAAAACGGAUAGGUCGUCAAUGGGUAGAAAAUCGAAGAAACGCUCUAAACAUUCGUCGAGAUCUUCUUCGUCAUCUGAGUCGUCGAAUACAUCAUCCACACGACAUAAAAAGAGGAAAAAGCGUAAGAGUAAGCAUUCUGUAACACCACAGAAGAAGCACAAACAUCAUUCGCCAAGUCCAAAACGAAAGUCCCACGAGGCGAAGUGGAUCGAGAAGACUCCUAAAGAAGGAAAAAGUGAUAAAGAUCGUUCACACCGACCAGCAACGCGAGAUGAAAAAGAUUCUUCUAGACGUGGGAGUGAUUAUCAUUCUCGUGUAUCAGGUUCUUCCAGUAGAAGAAAGUGA
Messenger RNA from Didymodactylos carnosus, 1391 nucleotides. The record is from the annotation of a GenBank genome assembly. NCBI's taxonomy places the organism in Eukaryota, Metazoa, Rotifera, Eurotatoria, Philodinida, Philodinidae.